AUGGUAUUUCUCCGCUCAUUCUCACGGGUUGCCCGCCCUGCCACCUCCCUCCUCUCCGCACGAGCCGGUCCUCGUCUCACCGGAGGAGCCUCCUUCGCUCGCCAACCCAAUGCGAUCAGAACGCUGACAGCAACUGCUACACAACAGGGCAAAGUACUUCUCGUACUGUACGAUGGUGGCGUCCACGCCGAGCAGGAGCCCAAGCUCCUAGGUACCACUGAGAACGAGCUCGGCAUCCGCAAGUGGAUCGAGGACCAGGGACACACUCUCGUCACCACCUCGGACAAGGAGGGCGAGAACUCCAAGUUCGACCAGGAGCUCGUCGACGCAGAGGUCAUCAUCACCACUCCCUUCCACCCCGGUUACCUCACUGCUGAGCGUCUCGCCAAGGCGAAGAACCUCAAGAUUGCCAUCACCGCUGGUAUCGGUUCCGACCACGUCGACCUCAACGCCGCCAACAAGACCAAUGGCGGUAUCACCGUUGCUGAGGUCACUGGCUCCAACGUCGUGUCCGUCGCUGAGCACGUGGUCAUGACCAUCCUCACCCUCGUCCGCAACUUCGUCCCCGCCCACGAGCAGAUUGCCGCCGGCGAGUGGAACGUCGCUGCCGUCGCUAAGAACGAGUACGACCUCGAGAACAAGGUCGUCGGUACCGUCGCUGUCGGCCGUAUCGGUGAGCGUGUGCUCCGCCGUCUCAAGCCCUUCGACUGCAAGGAGCUGCUCUACUUCGACUACCAGCCCCUUUCUCCUGAGAAGGAGAAGGAGAUUGGCUGCCGCCGCGUCGAGAGCCUCGAGGAGAUGCUCGCACAGUGCGAUGUUGUCACCAUCAACUGCCCGCUCCACGAGAAGACCCGCGGUCUCUUCAACAAGGACCUCAUCUCCAAGAUGAAGAAGGGCUCAUGGCUCAUCAACACCGCCCGUGGCGCCAUCGUCGUCAAGGAGGACGUUGCCGAUGCCCUCAAGUCCGGCCAGCUCCGCGGCUACGGCGGCGACGUCUGGUUCCCCCAGCCCGCGCCCAAGGACCACCCGCUCCGCUACGCCCAGAACCCCUGGGGCGGAGGCAACGCCAUGGUUCCCCACAUGUCCGGAACCUCGAUCGAUGCACAGAAGCGCUACGCCGAGGGCACAAAGGCCAUCCUCGACUCAUACUUCUCCGGUCGCCACGACUACAAGCCCGAGGACCUCAUCGUCCACGGCGGAGACUACGCCACCAAGGCGUACGGCCAGCGCGAGAAGAAAUAA
Molecule: messenger RNA, 1242 nt
Organism: Didymosphaeria variabile
Lineage: Eukaryota; Fungi; Ascomycota; Dothideomycetes; Pleosporales; Didymosphaeriaceae
Product: formate dehydrogenase (NAD+)
Exons: 3
Coding region: 1-1242 (413 amino acids)
Cellular component (GO): cytosol
Molecular function (GO): NAD binding; oxidoreductase activity, acting on the CH-OH group of donors, NAD or NADP as acceptor; formate dehydrogenase (NAD+) activity
Source: RefSeq, a predicted model, not a curated record